AUUUAUCGUUUCACAACUUUGUGCAUAAAACUUUCACAAGUACAUCAUGCGCAGUCCAAUUAAUUACUUUGAGUGAUUAGUCCUUUUGCAUGAAUUAACAUCAGAAAAAGAAGUAAGCUAUAGCUAGGACGAAUUCUGACACAAGAGCCGAGAAUGCACGUGUUGGGUUUGAUAGGUUUUUUCUUGAUACCGGUCGCUCGAGGAUGGCCCACGUACAACGACCUGAUCCCUAACGGAGAUAAAGUGCCCAACCCCUGUAACCCCUCCCUCAUAUGGAACGGAGUCGGUCACUUAGGACCUUACGGGUCAGGACCAAGAAACCAGUUCGGACAUGAUUUUAUUAAAGCUAAUAAGAUAUGGAGCGACAUCUGCCGCCUGGAUUCUGAUGGGGACGGGAAAUACAAUGGACUGGAAUUAGGGGACCCUAACUGUGAAUGGUCCACUUCCAACAGAAACCUCAGCCUUCCGGCUUUCUCCCACCCAGGAGUCUGUGAGCCCUGGGAUAGCCCUACAUGUCAGGCAAUGAACGCCUCGCUGGACUGCAGUGCUGACAAAGUGUCCACAGACUGCGAACAAAUAGACGAACCAGGUGUGCAGAAGUAUGACAUGUUCCUUGUUAACUAUUCCGUACCUCUGAAGGAAUCAACCUUUACAUGUCGAAUUUUUGAUUUGCCCGUGAAAACUGACUAUCACGUGAUAGCAUCUAAACCAAUCAACUAUCAGCAUAAACUUCUGGGGCAAGUGGCGGUUUAUGGUUGCAACCCAAACUCUGGCGAGAUAACAAGGAAGUCGGUGUUUGAAUGUUCCUCUUCUGUCGCUAAACCAUGCCAGGACUUGAUAGCAAUCAUGGACCAAGGUGAAAUAGACCAGGGCAACUGUUUCCCAAGGGAUGUCGGUCUUCUAAUAGGCAAAACGGGAUACAAACAAGUCCUGAUGAAGUGGACGUUCCUAAACCCACUGAAAGAGCCUGGUACAACAAACGCCGGAAUGUCUUUGUACCUGACACCGAACCUGAAGAAGUAUAACGCAGGUGUAGCUAUCCUGGAGGAGACACACUUCAGCAUUCCCGGAAAUCUCCCCAGCUACUCGGUGUCGUCUGCUUGUCCCAGCUCGUGCACACAGUUUCAGAUGAGGUCACCUGUGACGGUUGUGGCGGGAGUCAACAUCAUGGGACACUAUGGGGUUAAACAAAGGGUUGAUGUUGAAAGAAACGACAGGAUCUACAACUCCAUAACAGAAGACACCAAAUAUGACGUGUAUAAUCCAAGAGUGUUCUGGUACACUACCCCCGUACCGGUCCUCCCAGGUGACAUGUUGAAGCUGACAUGUGAGUAUAACACAGUGGGAGUACGUGAUGAUAUCACGUGGGGAAUGGGGCCCAAACAGGAACUGUGUAAAACCAUCCUCAUCUACUACCCAAGGGAGAACUGGGACGACCACCACUGUGAAAGCUUCAAGAACAUCCCUCUGUGUGCGCUGGAGAUCGGGGACUCCGUGUUUGGGUGUACGUACCGUGGGUUCAUGCUGGCCCUACACAACGACCCGCUGUAUGACAUGACAGGCUGCGACAACACAGCGACCUGCUCUAACGAAUGUCUGCAGAAGACGAUUGCCGCCCGCUCCACGCCCUGCCUGUCUGGCGACAUGUACGACUUGUGGAAACUCAUGGCCAUGUCAUUACGGAACGAUAAACUAAUCACCCUCUUUAAAGCCCUUGUCGUCUGCGAGGAGCAGUAUAUGACCGCCAUGUUGGAGGCACGGUCACAACGUGGAGGACGAGGAGGAUAGAUUAUGUACAACUGUUCAAUUGUUUAAAUAAGGUCCAUUCCUUGCAAUGAUACUACUUUACUUUCAUUUAUGUAGGAUUCAAACAUAGUGGAAUUCUUCAUGUAUACAUAUAUACAUACUGAUCUCCAAACAAAAGGAGUCUCAUAAAAACGACCAUUUAUGAUAAAAUAAACUGCUGCUGUCUCUAGAAAGAUGUUUCUGUUCCUUAUUUUGACUCAACAAGGUAAAAUGACAAACUAAACAGUCUUCAAUACGUUAUUAACAUAUAA
Molecule: messenger RNA, 2057 nt
Organism: Magallana angulata
Lineage: Eukaryota; Metazoa; Mollusca; Bivalvia; Ostreida; Ostreidae
Product: MOXD1 homolog 1-like
Exons: 8
Coding region: 154-1788 (544 amino acids)
Biological process (GO): dopamine catabolic process; norepinephrine biosynthetic process; octopamine biosynthetic process
Cellular component (GO): secretory granule membrane
Molecular function (GO): dopamine beta-monooxygenase activity; copper ion binding
Source: RefSeq, a predicted model, not a curated record